Arachis duranensis is the source of this 1536-nucleotide messenger RNA. RefSeq names its product inositol-tetrakisphosphate 1-kinase 3. The transcript is spliced from 9 exons. Lineage: Eukaryota; Viridiplantae; Streptophyta; Magnoliopsida; Fabales; Fabaceae. Gene Ontology annotation, molecular function: inositol-1,3,4-trisphosphate 5-kinase activity; inositol-3,4,5,6-tetrakisphosphate 1-kinase activity; ATP binding. The record is from RefSeq and is a predicted model, not a curated record. Gene Ontology annotation, cellular component: cytoplasm. Gene Ontology annotation, biological process: inositol trisphosphate metabolic process.
CAAGAAUAUUACAUCGAAACAAGAUAAAAGCAUUUUUUUAGAGGCCAAAACACAAGAAUCUCUCUGCUCUUAUGAAGUUGCAAAUUUCAUUUCCGCGUGGAUCGGGGAUUCAUUCCGAAGGCAAAUAGACGCGAGAUCAUAACGAGGACAAAAGGAACCGAUUUUUAAUUAGGGUUUUGUUGGGGAUUGCAGACAUGAGGUUGAACGGAGAAAUCUCUCACCGAGAGGGAGAAGGAGAAGGGGAGGAGGAAGCAGAGAACGAAGUAGGUUCGUCGCAGAAAGUUGUGGUCGGGUACGCCUUGACGUCCAAGAAGAAGAAGAGUUUUCUGCAGCCAAAGUUUCUUAGCUUUGCAAGGAAUAAGGGGAUAUUCUUUGUUGCCAUUGAUCUAAACAAGCCACUGUUAGAACAAGGUCCUUUUGAUGUUGUCUUGCAUAAGUUGUCAGGAAAAGAGUGGCGUGAGGUUAUUGAGGAAUACAGUGAAAAACAUCCUGAAGUAACCAUCCUUGAUCCUCCUGAUGCAAUUCAACAUUUACACAACCGGCAAUCCAUGCUACAAGAUGUGGCAGAUCUAAACUUAUCUGAUUGCUAUGGCAAGGUUGGAGUUCCCCGGCAAUUGUUUGUAAUAAAAAAUCCAUCUACUAUCCCUUAUGAAAUCACCAAGGCUGGGAUGAAGUUACCAUUAGUUGCUAAACCACUAGUUGUGGAUGGGACUGCAAAGUCACAUGAACUGUUUCUUGCAUAUGAUGAAUUCUCUCUUUCAGAGCUUGAACCUCCACUUGUUCUGCAAGAGUUUGUCAAUCAUGGUUUGUGAAUUGAUCUGAACACCAUAACCUUUUCUGCUUGAUCUUCAGUUCUCGUGAGGCGUUUUUCUCUGCCUAAUAUCAGUGAACAUGAGCUAUCUAAAGUGGAUGGUUUAUUCCGAUUUCCAAGAGUUUCAUGUGCAGCCGCGUCUGCUGAUGAAGCUUAUCUUGAUCCUACUAUUGCUGAGCAUCCACCAAGAUCUUUAUUAGAGAGGCUUGCAGGGGAGCUUCGACGUCGUUUGGGACUCCACUUGUUCAACAUAGAUAUGAUACGGGAAUAUGGGACGAAGAAUGUGUUUUAUGUCAUUGAUAUCAAUUACUUUCCUGGAUAUGGAAAAAUGCCAGACUAUGAGCACGUAUUUACAGACUUCCUACUAAGCUUAGUCCAGAACAAGUUUAAGAAGAAACCUGACACCUGAGGAAUGACUGUUCUAUCCUUGCCAAUUGCAUUCUGCUUUUAACGUGUUUAUUUACGAACAAUCAAUCCUAUAUACAUACAUUAACACUUAAUCCUCGUGAAAAAUGUUCGAAUAGGGGUAUCAUAAUCUUGCCCCGCUAAUAUCUCUCGCUCUCUCUCUCUCUCCAGGCUUCACCAAUAAGCUUUCUCUCGUAUAUAACAUUGUGAUUAGUGUUAUUCGGGUUCGUAAAUUGUUUAAUUCAUGUUAUUUGCCUUUCAAACCUAUUCCCGUUGAUAUUUAAAUUUUUGGAACAUGAAUGAUCGAUAUGCUCCAGUAA